Molecule: messenger RNA, 1792 nt
Organism: Arabidopsis thaliana (thale cress)
Lineage: Eukaryota; Viridiplantae; Streptophyta; Magnoliopsida; Brassicales; Brassicaceae
Product: Cysteine/Histidine-rich C1 domain family protein
Exons: 1
Coding region: 61-1698 (545 amino acids)
Molecular function (GO): diacylglycerol binding
Source: RefSeq, marked reviewed
AGCAAAACAAAAAUUGAAACUCAACACCUAUCUUUCUUUCUUUUCUCGGUUGAAAUAAAAAUGCUUUCUACUGAAUCUGAAAUAGAGACCAGGCCUAAUCUUUUGGUGCCGUUGCAUGAACAUCCUUUAUCAUGUACAGAAGAAUUUAUCUAUUCUUGCGAUUUUUGUAAUAGUCGAAAUGGCAUUGCCUAUCAGUGCACGGAGUGCGGCUAUCGGCUGCACAAAGACUGUAUCCAGGGCUUUCUCAGCUAUCCAUCUCCGUGCGGUCACUCUCUCAAGAUCUCCAUGCCCAACAAAUCACCUCAAUAUGCAAAUGACCGAUGCCAUUUUUGUCUGUGCAAGCUUAAGACUCCGUUUGCUCGUUGCACGGUGUGCAACAUAAACAUUAGUCCACUUUGUAUGGUAAAGCAACCACCACUCACUAUUUGUAACCCAAAGCACCACAAGCAUAGCCUCACCCUCUUGGUAAGGUUAGUCAUCUUUACUUGUAAUGCAUGUGGUGUGGAAGGCGACCGCAAUCCUUAUGUAUGUCUUCAAUGCAAUCUGAUGGUCCACAAAGACUGUAUUGAGAAUCUACCGCGAGUCAUAUGCAUCAAUCGGCACGAUCAUCGCAUCUUUCAUACUUUCCAUCUUGGUCAACGAGAAGAACAUUGGGAGUGUGGAGUUUGUCGGAAGACGGUUGAUUGGGUAUAUGGAGCUUUUAAAUGCUCUCGUUGUCCUAAUUACGCCGUUCAUUCAAGAUGUGCAACGAAAAAGGAAGUGUGGGAUGGGAUCGAACUUGAAGAUGUACCCGAGGAGGAGGAAGAAGUCGAAGAACCAUUUGUGGUAAUUAAUGAAAAAGAGAUCAUUCAUUUUAGUCAUGAAGAACAUGUUCUCAGAUUGGAUGAGAAUUAUGUUACGGAUAAUGUUAACAUGCGUUGCAGAGGUUGCGUUCUUGCCAUCAACGGUGAUUCCUGCUACAAAUGCGUGGAAUGUGAUUAUAUUCUUCACAAAGCAUGUGCUAGUCUUCCUCGGAAGAAGCGACAUUUGUUGCAUAAUCAUAAACUCACUCUACAGGUUGACGAGGCUGCAUCUUCAGAUUUUGUGUGUACAGCUUGUAGAACGUAUUCUAAUGGUUUCAGGUACAAGUGUUUCGAAGGUUGCGAAGAUGAUGUUGUGUAUGAUGUUCGGUGUAGUUCCGUAUCGGAACCAUUUCAGCAUGAUCUGCAUCCACAUCCCUUAUAUUGGACAUUGGAAAGUUCCAAACGAUGUCAAGCUUGUGGCACGGAAACUGAUGAUAAUCUCUUAAAUUGUACGGUUUGUGAUGAUUACGCAUUAUGCAUGAAGUGUGCCACUUUACCAAGAAAGGUAAAACAUAGGUGUGAUGAUCAUUUUCUGUCACUAUGUCAAGGUGUGGGAAACGCAAGCGGCAACUUGUGGUGUGAUAUUUGUGAGACCAAGACAGAUCCAAAUGUAUGUUACUAUACAUGUGAAGAAUGUGGGCUUAGUCUCCAUCUUAAUUGUGUUCUUGGUGAUUUUUAUUAUGUUAAGGUAAUUCCUGAUCAGCCGAAAGUAUUUGCCAACAAUGGGGUUACUCGACUUUUUUGCGGCGUUUGUGAAGUUCGUUGCAAGUUUCCCUUCAUCAUGUGGGGAGCUGUAGGAGACUUUACUGGCUACGUUUGUUCGAUUAACUGUGUAUUCCCAAAAGCGGAUAAAUAAUAGGGUAGCCAUGAAAGUAUUAUACAAAUUUGUGAAGGCAUUCGAUAUGUUUCCAAGAUGCUGCAAGAAGCUAUAUUUGUUGGCAUUUAAGCCU